Molecule: messenger RNA, 3593 nt
Organism: Brachypodium distachyon (stiff brome)
Lineage: Eukaryota; Viridiplantae; Streptophyta; Magnoliopsida; Poales; Poaceae
Product: probable protein phosphatase 2C 58
Exons: 3
Coding region: 2246-3166 (306 amino acids)
Biological process (GO): protein dephosphorylation
Cellular component (GO): cytosol; nucleus
Molecular function (GO): protein serine/threonine phosphatase activity
Source: RefSeq, a predicted model, not a curated record
GCUAUAAUGAUAUUAGUUAUGUUUGCGGGAAUCCCUAGUUAGCUCAAUGGUGGGCACAGAUGGUUGUGUCACCAUGCACAACUUAGUACCCACUUUCUCUUCCAUCAGGACAGGGAGACAAUACCAACACCUGAUGACUGGAUGCUCCUUUGGGCACCAUGGAUCCGCUCCAUCGGCAUGCUCCCAGCACCUCCACAGACUGGUGGUCAAUAGUGAUCACCGUAGGCAGAGUCUCAGAGGUUGGAGCAUGGGGUCUUAAUUGGUCUUGUAUCGUGUGUGCCGUGUUUGUAAAGCCAGGAUGGUCAACUAAACUUGGAAAACUUAUACUCCACUUUAUCAAAAUGUCACAAAAGUUUCAGGGACAUGGGGAUGGACAUGUGAGCACCAAGGAGUAUAAUCAUAUUACUGUAUCAUACUCAUAUUGGGUUAGAAGACACAAAAGUUUCAGUCUAUCACACCCAGAAGAUGAUUUCUUUUGUUACAGUGUUGGGCUCAAUUGAAACUCAAAUGCGCUCUGUUUAAGGGUGACAAGCAAUUUUAUGGUGAACAGAAAGUAUUAGGUAUCUUCAUUUCUUCUCCUACAAAACUGGUGUUUUUCUUGGGAGAAAAAGGACAUAAGAACACUAUUUUGAAACCAACCGGCCAAAAGUAUAGUGCAAGAAAAGAGAAAACACAAAUAUGUUUUGACAAAUUUAUAUGAGUAUAGGAGUUGCCACUAACAUCAACCAAUGGACAUAACAGGUUUUGAUUGAGUGUAGUCUUGGUCUUGUUAGUGGGAAUAUUUUUUGACGGGCUGUUAGUGGGAAUAUCAUCCCUAUGAUUCUUAAAAUAUGUUUAUAUUCAUUAAUAUGCAACCAUGUAAUCAGACAGUAAGCAAGAGUUCAGUUUGUUACAUUGGGCAAGGCAUUCUUCAUUCACGUUCAUCUCUCGUGGAGGAAACUUGGAACUUAAAUGGAAAUCUGUGAUCUACACAUUCUCUAUGAAACAUACUUGCAAUUUCCCAUUUCUCUCUUGCUGAAGUGCGCUUGCAGUUCUUGCCUACUCCCAGGUAUUCCUUAAGUCUUCAAUUUCUUUUUGGGACUUUUCUCCCUCGUUUCAUGUAUCGUUUGUAUAAUUUUACUAAUUUAUCCUGUUAAUUCUCUCUGGUCCUAGCUAGCCCCAAUAAUUGAUUUCUGGCUAUCUUACAUUCCCUCUGUAUUGAUUUAUAAGACGUUCUAGCAGUUCAAUUUGACGCAUUUAAAUGCUGAUUUUACUUUUUACAAGUGCAUGGUUUUGUUUCUGUAAGCUAGAGGAAAGAUGAUCUGUUCUAGCUUAUUUUUUAUUUCUGAUGUAAAUCUUGAGGUUUAUACUAUGGUGAUGGAGUUUUUAAUAACAUGAAGGUUGUGUGCAAAGUAUUUUGGAUUUUGAAAUUUCACCCAAAUUUAUGUAGAUUACAGCAGAACAUAAAUUUGUCCAGCAUAAAUACACACGUUAAUUGCUCAGUUCGAAAAAAUGAAAACAACAUACUGGAUAUUAGGAUCAGCAUGUUUGCAUAAGCUAUUUUAUGCCGGGUUUAAAUUGUAGUGAAAUCGAAAUGUUAGCUUUGUUUUUUUUACUCAAGGCUAAAAUUUCGAGGUCUACCAGGGUCCGAGAUUACCAAAAUUUCGAAUUUCGUCUUUCCUUGGCUGUGAUGAAUGGGGCAAGAAAAAUCGCCGGACCACAUCUGACAGUGGACCGUAGAUGCCUAGAUUCGAAUGAAGUGCUGAAUCAGGAUGAUAACUGAAGGAAAGUGCAAAAAAUUGUAGUACUAUUGCUUGACAAAUGCUGACGGGCUACAGUACAUAUUACAGUAACAGUAACUGCAGAGAGCAAAAGUGGGGAUCGUGGAAACUCUAGUCUAUAGCAGUUGGAGACGCUAGUCUACCACAGGAGAAAGCAGGGGCGUUUCAGUUCAGACCCAGAUGUUGUUAGUUUUUCCUGGGUGGCCUCCACGUGCAUAAGCGGUGAGCUGAGCCGACAUAUCGAUCGAUAAAGGAGCCGCCGCACCCAAAGCGGUGCAAUACAAGCUAGCUGCUCGCCAGCUGCGCUGACGACCUGCCGCCACGAGCCCGGCCGGCGCCCCGCGAAGGUGCGCCUGCCAGGACAACGCAGAAAGAAACCCCUCGCCGCUUUACCAACAAGAGCCUUAAAACGACGGUGGUGUGCAGUUGUGCACCACCGAAGGACUAGAGUUCAAUCGAUCGACCUCUUUCUUCUUGUCAGCAACAUGGCCUCUCUACAGCAACACGAGGUUGGAGACCAGGAGGACGACCGCCAUCGUGCCGCCGAGCAUGAGCAGGAGGCGGUGCGCGCGACGGGGAGAGGCAAGAGCAAGAAGGCGACGUCGGCGGCGGGCCUGAAGGUGACGUACGGCUACCACCUGGUGGAGGGCAAGAUGCCGCACGGCAUGGAGGACCGCCACGUCGCCGAGUUCCGGCGCCUGGAGGACGGCAACGAGGUGGGCCUCUUCGGCGUCUUCGACGGCCACUCGGGCGCCGACGUCGCCGCCUACCUCCGUGACCACCUCUUCGACAACAUCCUCGCCGAGCCGGACUUCUGGGACGACACCAUGGCCGCCAUUCGCCGCGCGUACCACCGCACCGACCGGAAGGUGCUCAAGAAGAAGAAGAAGAAGAAGAAGGACGGCGCCGACGACGACAGGCCGGGCCGCGGCGGGUCGACGGCGGUGACCGUGAUCCUGCUCAACGGCGAGACGAUGGUGGUGGCGAACGUGGGGGACUCCCGCGCCGUGGUGUGCGAGGCCGGCAGGGCCAGGCAGCUCUCCGUGGACCACGAGCCGCUCCGGGAGCGCCGCGCCAUCGAGAGCAGGGGAGGCUGCGUCACCGAGAUCCACGGGGACGUGCCGCGGGUGGACGCGCAGCUGGCGAUGGCGCGGGCGUUCGGGGACCGGAAGCUCAAGGAGCACAUCAGCUCCGACCCGGACGUGGCCAUCGAGGACGUGGGCGACGACGCCGAGCUCGUCGUGAUCGCCAGCGACGGGCUCUGGAAGGUGAUGUCCAACCAGGAGGCGGUGGACGCGGCCAGGGCCACCCGGGACGCCCGGAAGGCGGCGGUCAGGCUCGUCCACGAGGCGGUACGCAGGGGCAGCAAGGACGACAUCGCCUGCGUCGUCGUGCGCAUCCGCUAGCGAUCUCAUCGAUGCUCCGCGUCGGCGACGAUUAGAGCUAGUGCAAAAUGGAUGUCACGUUACUUCACUCCCGUGCCGUUUCGCUUCAGGAUACCACGCAUGUCGGAACGUUGGGGACUCGACUGUUGUAAAUUUUGGUUACCCAAGUUCGACUUCCUCUAAGCUCAAAAAAAAAAAAGGAAGUUCGACUUCCUCUGCUCCAAACAAAUACGGAGUUUUUUUUUGCGAGGCAAUACGGAGUAAGUUUUAUGGAGGCUUACUUCAAAAAAAAAGUUUUAUGGAGGGAGAAAUCCAAAUGCACAUUGUGUGAAGAAGUUUUGCAGCAAUUCCAGUGGAUUUUUGCUGCUGUGAAGGAUGAUAGUAGAAAUUUCAGAGAAAAAACAAAGGAUCCUUAAAAAAACUGGACUUAACUUCAACGAAAAUUUCG